Molecule: messenger RNA, 381 nt
Organism: Funneliformis mosseae
Lineage: Eukaryota; Fungi; Glomeromycota; Glomeromycetes; Glomerales; Glomeraceae
Source: the annotation of a GenBank genome assembly
AUGGCGAUUAAUUAUGGAAGCGUUGAAUAUCCAUUUGCAGCAUUAAGCAAAAUGAUUCCUUAUAGCCCCAAGCAAAUAGCUGAUCAUUGGUGGAAUGCUUUGGAUCCUCGUAUAAGCAAAGUACCUUUCUCAAAAGAAGAGAAGGAUUUUAUAUAUGCAUGGGUCGAGAAAUAUUCAAAACCACAAGAUACUAUCCAAUGGAAAGAUUUACAGCCUAUAAUGGAAGCCAAGUUUGGUAAAUUUCGUUCGCGUAAUGAUCUAAAAAACGUUUGGAACGCUAAGAAAAGACGAAUUAAGAGAAUUAAUCGAGUAUCAAGCGAAGUUAAUUCCAUUUCUCCCGAUGACGAAUAUGAAUACGACGAAGGGAAUGAAAACAAUUGA